AUGACGAUUUUGUCCGCCUCCCGACGAGUCCUCCGGUACCGCAUCGCCCGAGCUCUAAUCAUAAUCUUCACAAUAUGGAAUCUGGCCGAAAUACAUCUGGUUCAGCACCGACUUUACGAAGCAGAUCACACUAUUCUCCGACACCGGCCACAAAACCAAGAACGAAUAUAUAUUGCAAGCAUCAAUUGGAACAAUGAACGUAUCCUACGCAGUCACUGGAGCAAGGCACUCACACAGCUGGUCUUGAAGCUUGGUCCGGAAAAUGUGUUCAUCAGCAUAUACGAAAGCGGGAGCUAUGAUAACACGAAAGGCGCGUUGAGGGAACUAGAUUGGGAACUCGACCGAAUGCGAGUACCACGGAAUAUCACUUUGUCACCAGUGACGCAUGAAGAUGAAAUUGCCGCACCAGCAAGGGGCGAAGGCUGGAUUAGCACUCCAGAUGGGAAAAGACAACUCAGACGAGUGCCAUAUCUAGCGCGGAUACGAAACUUGAGCUUGCUGCCUCUGCAGGAUCUUGCACGACAGGGUAUCACCUUUGAUAAAAUCCUAUUUCUGAAUGACGUCGUAUUCACGCCGAACGAUGUCCUCGAACUUCUUCAUACCAAUGACGGCGAGUACGCUGCAUCUUGCUCGUUGGAUUUCUCUAAGCCUCCGAAUUACUAUGACACAUUUGCUCUCCGGGAUAGCAAGGGCCAUGAGCCCAUAAUGCAAACGUGGCCCUACUUUAGCUCUACGGCAUCGCGACAUGCAAUGAAAAAUAUGUCUCCUGUUCCGGUGACGAGUUGUUGGAAUGGCAUGGUGGUGAUGUCCGCAAGUCCAUUCAUUGCCAGAUCGCCACUUCGCUUCCGAGGUAUCCCUGAUUCACUAGCGAGCUACUCAUCCGACGAUGAGCUGGCUCUCUGUGAAGCGGAUUGUACAAGGGUUGUGGGUCAAUCGACUGCGCCGCUUGGGUGUGACUUCAUGGAUGAAAGAAGAAGUAGUUCGAAGGCGGGUAAACAGAUGGAGGGCCUUGAGCACUAG
This is a messenger RNA of Penicillium hordei, 1020 nucleotides long. RefSeq names its product glycosyltransferase family 69 protein. Bases 1 to 1020 code for a protein of 339 amino acids. Lineage: Eukaryota; Fungi; Ascomycota; Eurotiomycetes; Eurotiales; Aspergillaceae. The transcript has 4 exons. The record is from RefSeq and is a predicted model, not a curated record.